Molecule: messenger RNA, 884 nt
Organism: Sitophilus oryzae (rice weevil)
Lineage: Eukaryota; Metazoa; Arthropoda; Insecta; Coleoptera; Curculionidae
Product: protein ANTAGONIST OF LIKE HETEROCHROMATIN PROTEIN 1-like
Exons: 2
Coding region: 57-884 (275 amino acids)
Source: RefSeq, a predicted model, not a curated record
GCUUACUCAGAGAAUUAGCUGUAGAGGACGUGGAUUCAUACAGAAACCACCUAAGAAUGACACCACAAAGGUUUGAUGAACUUUUGACUUUGGUUGAAAAGAAGAUUAAAAAAAAGGAUACAAUGUUCAGGCUAGCAAUACCGGCAAAAACUAAACUUGAAAUAACCUUAAGGUAUUUAGCUACUGGUGACAGUUUCGCUUCUUUGCAGUAUCUAUACAGAGUGCCAAAAAGUUCAAUCAGCAAAUUCCUACCUGAAGUUUUGGCAGCGGUUUACGAAGUACUCGAAGAAUAUAUUAAGGUGCCAAGUACAAAGGAAGAGUGGGAAUUGGUGCAACGCAAAUUUGAAGUGCAGUGGAACUUUCCCAAUUGCAUAGGAGCCAUUGAUGGGAAACAUGUCCAAAUAAAGUGCCCUGCUGAGAGCGGUUCGAAUUACUACAAUUACAAGGGUACAUUCAGCAUCAUACUGUUCGCAUUAGUUGAUGCCGAAUACAAUUUCUUAUACAUAGAUGUCGGUGCUAAUGGAAAGUCAAAUGAUGGUGCAGUUUUUCAAGCAUCAACAUUGAACAUUGCAAUGGAACGUAACACCCUAAAUUUACCACAGAAUGCCGUUAUUGUUGCAGAUGAUGCGUUUCCUCUAAGAAAGGACAUACUGAAACCUUUCAGCAAACGCAACUUAACAAUUUCAGAAAGAAUAUUCAAUUAUCGACUUUCUAGAGCUCGUAGAGUUUCGGAAAAUGCUUUCGGCAUUUUAGUUGCUAGAUUUAGAGUAUUCGAACGGCCUAUUGCAUUGAUUCCUGAAACUGUAGAUUUGGUUGUCAAAACUUGUUGUGCACUUCACAACUGGCUACGCAAAUCAUCAGGGAAAUAUUACCUUCAUCUGUAG